Messenger RNA from Gongylonema pulchrum, 1122 nucleotides. The record is from the annotation of a GenBank genome assembly. NCBI's taxonomy places the organism in Eukaryota, Metazoa, Nematoda, Chromadorea, Rhabditida, Gongylonematidae.
AUGGAUUCUGCAAAUUUGCCCGUGAGCUGGGUGGAUUUGAAACGCGAUCCCGGAUUGAUCCGUGCAGAUUUCAGCGGCUACAAGCUUUCACUUGAUCAGUUUCCGUCUUAUAUUCAAUCACUGAAAACACCUGUGCGCGAAUUGCAGCCGAGUAACACGCAGUAUGGCCUUGAACAUAUCAAGCUGUUCAGUGACAUUAAUUAUCUUACAUUCGAUAUGUACUCGUCGGAUUUGUACCAAAAGCGCUUCAUGAUCAUUUUACAGGGCCCUCGACUGUGCUCAAUUGAUUUCUAUUCACAGGCCAAAAAGUUCACAGUUUGUGAAAACUAUCCAACUCUUCCCAUUCCGCCAGAUGCUGAGGAGCGUGAGGAUCGUUAUCCGGCCACAAUAUCUUUUCCAGACGCUCACUACGCCUUUGUAUCGAAUGGUUUCGGACGAUUGACAAUGUAUAAAACAGGCGAACGCUCAACAAAAACAGCUUGGGAGGAAUGUUUGAGCAUUGAGCCCCUCAGCAUAUGUGGGGUGGUAAGCUCAUUUGUUAUUGUUGAAAGCCGAUGUGUUGCGAAUAAUUACGAUGUUUUACUGCGGUCUGUUGUGCCCGGAGAAAGAGCAUCAAGCAGUGGACCGAAUUUCAUGAACAAAGCAGUUUGGUUGUCCAUUAUUAACGAAAAUGGAACAAUGCGAUUGGGAGACAUCCGCAGCGUAUUAUGUUCGGGACAUAUCGAAAUGACCACUUUUGAUAGAUCACCCGAAAGUCUUAUUGUUGUUAGCACGGGUGAUUUGACUUUUUGUGGAAAUGAAACGGAUACAGCUGCCCCCGAAGAUGAAGAAAUGACAAUAGAAACUGGGAUUGAGAAGCCAUCGCAGGUUGGGAAGAAGAAAUAUGCGUGGUCGCAAACAGCAAUGGAUGUAACGGCAGUGUUCACAUGUGCAGAGAUAAUUUCGAAAAAAGACGUAUCAUUAUCAUUGAGUGCAACAUCUGUGCACCUGUCGGUGAAGGGUGUUGUUCUCAUCGGUGGUACACUUGGUGGUUCAAUUGAUCCAACAUCAUCGACGUACACUAUUGAUAAUGAUAAGUACGAAAAUACUUACUUUUUUGGGACAUAUAUAUUAGAUUAUUAA